Molecule: messenger RNA, 3033 nt
Organism: Xiphophorus couchianus (Monterrey platyfish)
Lineage: Eukaryota; Metazoa; Chordata; Actinopteri; Cyprinodontiformes; Poeciliidae
Exons: 4
Coding region: 319-3033 (904 amino acids)
Biological process (GO): DNA replication
Molecular function (GO): nucleotide binding; DNA binding; DNA-directed DNA polymerase activity
Source: RefSeq, a predicted model, not a curated record
AUUAAAGCAGCCUUACCUAAAUGAAUGUAAUCACAUUAAAUAUAUUCCACAGCUUUCAACGCUCGUGACAUACGAAAGAGGCUCGCUGCAGAAAAUCUACAAGCGCGAGUUGUUUUGCUGGACGGAUUGAUUACAGAAUCUUUUCUACUUCUGGACCGACCUCCAGCUCGAAAAAGACGACAAGCUCUGGCUCGCAACCGAGAAAAAGUUAAAAUCCUGCUACAAGCCGUCAGAACAGUGCUGCAAAAUGUUUCCUCCGAUGCAAAGGUGAUUGUGAAAUGAUUCAUGUAUGAUUUGUCUCUUAUAACUCAGUAAAGAAUGGAACACCAACAAGCUAGAGUUGAAUCAUCUCAAUCAGAUUAUUCUCAACAAAUAGCUGACAAUAUCCAAACUCUGCAAACACUUGCAUUAGCAUUGAAUACUGGGGGAAAUGACUUUUCACAGAGCCCUGCUCUUAGCCCUGCUAGAUCAUCAAUCUCUGAUAUUUUAAACGCAUCUGAACUCUCAGACUAUUUCAGACAAAUUAAUGAUGCCGUUCACGGUUUAAAUGACUACAUAUCUCCGCAAAACUCACCGGCUGCCUCGUCUGCGUUGGAUGAAACUUUUCAAAAUACAGAAUCUCAAUCAGAUUAUUCCCAACAAAUUAUUAAUUCCAUCCAGAUUCUACAAACAAUCGCUUCAGCUUUGAAUACCGGGGGAAAUGACUUUACACAGAGCCCUGCUCUUAACCCUGUUAGAUCACCAAUCUCUGAUAUUUUAAACGCAUCUGAAGUCUCAGACUAUUUCAGACAAAUUGACGAUGCCGUCCGCGGUUUAAAUAACUGUAUAUCUCCGCAAAACUCACCCGUUGGUUCACCGGCUGCCUCGUCUAGCAUUUCAUUAGAUGAAGGUUUUCAAAAUACAGAAUCUGUGUUACCAUCUGAAACAGUUUCUGCAGCAAAUGAUCAAGCACAGCAGCAACAGCAGCAGCAAGGAGGUAAUCUAGAUCAAAAUCAGAGAAUUGAACGUCAGCGUUUCAAUAACAUUGAAAUAAGGAGAUCGUUAUCAAUCACGCCUCCAACCCAUGCUGUACCUGACAUUGCUGAAUUCUACACCACAGUCAUGAAUGUUUUAACUGAUCUGGCAAAUACUGCAAGAUCAAUAGCUGAACGUAAUGACUUUGUACAGUUAGAAUUAGUGUGGGAUAAUAUUUCUCAUCACAUAAAUAUCUCUGUUACUGAUAACGACGCAAUCCUGCCUGCAUUUGAAGAAUUUUUAGAUGAGCUGGUUCAAUCUAAUGCAGAGCUGCCCUCAGAAAGUAAUUUGGAGCUGAUUCUUCAGAUAGUCAAGAAUCCUACAGGAGGCGUAAAACGCAAGGCUGAAAAAACAUUGGAAUGUGAAUUGAUUAAUAAGAAGAGGCGUCACCUGUAUAUUGUAGAAAAUACAGGAAAUAAAUUGUGUUUUGCUACCAGCCUGGCACAUGUCGCUAAUCCUGAAUUUACAGAUAAACAAGCUCUUGAACAGGGAAGAAAGUGGCAGCAUCAGGCAGGUCUAACUGAUCAGACAGCGGUUACAUUCAGCGACGUCGCAAAGUUUGAAAACAUUCUACAAAGAAAAAUUGUAGUGUUUCAUCGAACCUCAAAAGAUAGGGCUUUAUCUAAAUUUGAAACAGAUUUCCAAAUUCGGUCAAAUCCCUGCUUUCUCCUCCUCCAUAAUAAUCACUUCUAUGGCAUUAGGAAUCUUGCAGGUUUUACCGGUUCAAAAUAUAUUUGCAAAUUUUGUUACGGCUGUUAUAAUAAUUCUAACACCCAUCAUUGCCAAGGUUACUGUGGUGUCUGCAGUUGUUACAGUUGCACACAAUUGCAGUACAAUCCAGUACGCUGUGAUGACUGUAACAGAAUAUGUCGAAACUCUACAUGCUUCGAUAGGCACAAAGAACCUCGCAACAGACCUCAUGCUGAAAUGCUUGUAAGUGAUUGCGAGAUGAUCAAAUUUUGUUCUACGUGUAACAGGUUGUAUCACAUACCUAUGACCAAAGAGAAAACUUUUCACGUAUGCGGAUCAAAAUGUGUAAUCUGUGGUGACAAAAAUCUACCUCCUGAUUCGUACGGCGUCAAACUUAUGAAUCCAGAUGAGAGGCAGAAAAUUACUGACUGGUACGGUGAAGCAUCCAAAGGCAUUUUUGACUUUGAGAAAGAAUCCCUGCAUUAUUGCAAAAAUGAUGUGGACAUUCUUUUUCAAGGUUGUGUUAAAUUCAGAGAGGAGUUUUUUAAGGAGACAAAUGUGGAUCCCUUUAAGAACAUCACAAUUGCUUCUGCAUGCAUGCAGGUUUUUGUGACCAAUUUUCUUCCGGAGAAAUCCUUGGCGAUCCCAUCAGCUGUAGAUUACAGGCGUGGGUCCAAAACUUUCUCCAAUGCUUCAAUUCAGUGGCUAGAGUGGAAGAUGGACAGUGAGAACUUACAAAUUGAGCACGCGCUAAACUCGGGCGAGCGCAAAAUCGGACCCUAUUUUGUCGACGGAUUCGCAGUAAUCUCAGGUUUAGCCACCGUAUUCUCUUUCAACGGGUGUCUUUAUCAUGCCUGCCCUCGGUGUUUCAAGCAGACUGAAAUGUGUCCUUUGAGAAAAGUACCGUUUGAACAAAUUUAUGCAGCUACGAUUGAAAGAUCCAAGAUUCUGCAAGCCGUUUAUGGUGUUCGAGUCGAGACUGUGUGGGAACAUGAGUGGGAUGAAAUGAAAAAGUCUGAUCCAGGGGUAAUCAGAUUCCUGGAAAAAUUUGAUGCGCCAGAACCUUUGGUCCCUCGGAACGCUCUGUACGGAGGUCGAACUUGUGCUCUAAAGCUCAGGUUCACAGCUGGACCGGGUGAGUCUGUGCAUUAUGUGGACUUCACAUCUCUCUACCCUUAUGUAAAUGCUACGUGUGAAUAUCCGCUAGGUCACCCCACCCUCAUUUACAAAGAUUUCGAUGAUCCCGUCAACUAUUUUGGUUUUAUCAGAGCUACCAUAUUAACAAUCAAACAGGGAUCUGCACCCAUGAGGACGAUGCUCGAUCUCUGA